This is a messenger RNA of Plasmodium gaboni, 3177 nucleotides long. RefSeq lists its product as hypothetical. The coding region runs from base 1 to 3177 and encodes 1058 amino acids. The transcript has a single exon. Lineage: Eukaryota; Apicomplexa; Aconoidasida; Haemosporida; Plasmodiidae. The record is from RefSeq and is a predicted model, not a curated record.
AUGAAAAAAAGAGGUAACCUACAGGAAUUUUUUUUUUCUGUAAUUAAUUACACUUUUUUAUUUAGAAAAAAUUUCCAUAGUAGUAUAAAUAACAUUAACGACAAAAACAGAUAUUAUUUUUGUAUUUAUAUAAAGGAUUUUUCAGCUUCUUAUUCAACUGUUAAUAAUAAUUCAUCAUGCAUAAAUAAUAUCAGGAUAACAAAUAAGUACCUUACAAAAAAAAAAUAUAUCAAAGAUAUUAACCACAACAUUUUUUGUAGAACAAAUGAGAAUAACUAUAGUAUCUUGGCUGAUGUUCUGAUAAAAGAUAAAACCAAUGAAAAUGUUAAAGUGAAUAAUAAUGAAGAUAUAAAAAUUGAUAUUAAAGAAGAAAAGAAAAAGAAGAAAGAAAUUAAAGCAAAAAAAAAAAAAUUAAUAAAGGAAGGGGAAAAAAUAAAUAAAGAGGUUAAAAAGGAAGUUAAGAAAAAUCUUCCAUUUGUUGAGAACAAAACGUUGAUACCUUUAAAAGAAGAAACUAAUAACGUGAACAUCAUUUUGGAUGAAAAAAAUAAUAAAAAAAAAAAGAAAAAAAAAAAUAACAUAAAUGUAAUAAGAGAUAUUAAAGAAGAUAUAAUACAAGAUAAUAAGAAAAAGGAUAUAACCAUAAGUGAUGAAAUAUCAGGUGUUACAAUAAAUAGCGCUGAUAUGAAAGAAAAUGUAAAUUAUAAUAUCAACAGAAACGAAGAUGACCUUACAAUUAAUAUUGAUAAUAAGGUUGUAUGUAGUGAUAUUUCAUUAAAUAAGGAACAUAUAAGUCAUAAUAUUACCAAAGAGAAGAAGAAAGAAAAAAUGAAAAAAAAAAAAGAAUCAAAAGCCCCCAAAAAUAAUGUGUUAAACAAAAAUAAGAAUGAAAUAUGUGUGAAUAGAAAUGAAACUUGUGUGGAUACAAAUAAUGUUUUAAAUAACCAUGAAAAUGAAAUUAUAAAUAAUAAUUUUAAUAAAGAAGAAUAUUUUAAAGAAUUUGAACAAAUAGGAAUAAAAAAUAAUAUAAUAAUAAAAAAAAUAAAUACUAUAGAAGAUAUAAAUAAAUUUGUAAAUAAAUAUGAGAAAUCUUUAGGAUAUUGCAAUAUAUAUGCAUAUAAUAAUUUGUUAUAUGAAAUAUAUGAUAAGUUUUCUAAUAGUGAUAUUAAAAAAGUUAAGAAAUUAAUUAAGAAUUAUAAUAAAUUAACUAAAAAAAAUUUUCAAAAAAAAAUAAAAUUUUUUGAAACUUUCUAUGAAAUAUGUCCAACAAAAUAUAAUGAUGUAUUAACAUGUUUAUUUAUUCAAUCAGUUGAUAUAUUAAAAGCUGAAGAUAUUAGUAAUACAUUUUAUUUUGAUAACAUAUUAAAUAUUAAUAAAGAAGAAAAUGAAAAUGAACAUGAAAAUGAAAAUAUUGAUGUAGCAACAGAAUGUAUUACAACAUCUGAAAAGGUUAACUACGAUUAUUAUAAUUAUGAUUGUGAAAUAACUGAAGAAGAGGAAAAACGAAAAAUUCAUAAUAUAAAUUAUAGGAAGAAUGAAGGUUAUAUAAAUAAUAAAAUUGUGUAUGAUAUUGAUGUAAAGUUUACUAACAAAAAGGAACGUAAUCAUAUUAAUGAAAAUAAUUUUAUUAUAGUAUAUGAUCUUCCAAUAUUAAACUACGAUUUACUUACAAAAGAAUUGAAGGAAACCUUUUCUUUUUGUGGUAAAAUUAAGGCUAUAGAAUUUUUUAAUGACAGGCUAAAAACUGUAGACAUGAAUGUGAUAAAUAAUGAAAAUGAAUGUAAAGAUGUGGGAACUGUAAAUGGUUCCAAAAAUAGUUGUAAGUCUAAGAAUAGAGAUAGUAAUAAUGGCAGGAAGAAGGGGAACCAAAAAGGUAAGGAAAUAAAGUUUGAUAAUAAUGAUAAAAGUAAUGAUAAUAAUAAUAAUAAUGAUAAUAAUAAUAAUAAUAAUAAUAAUGACAAUAAUAAUAAUAAUAAUAAACAAAAGCUUGAUAACAUAUGUAAUUACAAUAUAUAUAAUAAGAACCAGCAAAAUGCCAAUAUUAAUAAGAACAAUGAAAAUAUAAAAAAAAAAGACCCUCAAAAAAUAAAAAAAAUUGUGAAUCCAAACCAGAGUACACAAUUAUAUGGUAUUAUAGAAUUUUAUGACGCUAAAUCAGCUGAUAUGGCAACUAGUGAUUUUUUAAGAAUUUUUGGAAUUUUUUGUUAUAAUAAAUUAAUAUAUGUUGAUAAGUGUGUAAAUAAAAAUAUUAUGAUAAUAACACAUUUACCUUUUCAUCUGAAUAUAUAUAAUAUUUUAUAUUUAUUAUUAAACGCGUCUUUAUACAAUUUUGAUAUAUCUCAUAUCAAAGAAGAAGAAAAAUUAAAUAGCAAAAAAUAUGAUAUGAGAAAAAAUAUUGAAGGAAUAAUAAAUAACAUGUGUAGUAAUGAAGAGAAUAUAAUUAAUGAUAAGAACAAAUUUAUUUCAAAUGAAAAGUUGGAAAUAAUUGAUAAUAAAAUAUUACUUAAGGGAAAUAAAAAAAAAGAAGGAGAACAAAAUUAUAUAUAUAAUAAUGGUGGUUCAUUAGAAAAUGAAUUUGAUUCUUUUCGUCAAGACAAAAAGGAACUGAAUUUAAUAAAUACAGACACUGAAAAGGAUAAUAAUAUUAUAAAUAAUAUAAUGAGUAAUAAUAAAACAUGUGAAAAUGAAACAAACAAUAUGUGUUCAUUUGUUUUAAGAAAUAGUAAUAUUAAAAUUGAAAAUAAUGAUUCUCAUUUUAAAGAGAUAUAUAAAAAUAGUACAGAUAUAUAUAAUUAUAUUUAUGAAAUAUCAAAAAUCAAUUUUAAACAUUUUGAAGAAAAAAUUAAUCGUCAUCUACAAACCAAUAUAAGUUCAAAUAAUAAGAAUAAUAAUAAUAAAAAUUAUGAAUCAUUUGUAGAUUUUUAUCAAAAUAAAAAUAAAAAAAUGAUAACUAGAAAAGUACAUAUAAAUAAUAAUGGAAGAACAUUAAUUUUACAUUUUGAUAAUUUUACAAAUUUAUUUGAAUGUUUAAAAAAAUUUAAAUAUAUUUUUAAGAACAAAAAUUAUAUGAUAUUUUCAUUAAAUCUUAAGAGAUGUAUAUUUUUCAAUGGACAAAUAAAAGAUCAUGUUCAUAUUCAAAAUGAGAGGCGUAAAAUAGGUAUAAAUAUAGACCAGUAG